AUGCUCACUGCAAAUUCUUCCAAGUUUGUUCAGACUCUAUUGUUGUACCUAACCUUGGGUGCCUUACUUAUUCAAUAUGCAACAUCUUUGACAAUUAGCCAAUUGCCCGGGGAUGUACAUAAUCGUCUCUCCAAACGAGCUGACGAUGUGUACUCUCUCGGAGUUGGCAAAGCAGACAUCACGGGCCCUGUAGUCGAGUUGAACCUAAUGGGAUACGCCGAGCUAUCCCAGACAGGAACUGGCUUGCGUCAAAGGCUCUACUCGCGUGCCUUUAUUAUCGGAAACCCAGCUAAACCUGAUGAAAGAUUUGUUUACCUGGUUCUUGAUGCCCAGUCCGGUGACACGGCCGUUCGAAGAGGCAUUCUUGAGGGGAUUGCAGCUCUUGGAUCUGACUACGCUGUCUACACAUCUGAUAACGUGGCUAUUACUGGAACGCACUCUCAUGCUGGCCCAGCAGGCUGGAACAACUAUCUCAUGCCUCAAAUAUCCGCUUUGGGUAUGAACCAGCAGUCUUACCAAGCUAUCGUCGAUGGCGCGGUUCUAUCAAUCAAGAGAGCGCACGAGAAACUCUCCAAAGGUCGUCUCAGCGUCGGCAAGAUACGCAUAGACGAUGUCAGCAUCAACAGAAGUCUGUAUGCCUAUCAGCAGAACCCGGCAUCCGAGAGGCAGAAAUACAAGGAUGAGGUUGACAAAGAGUUAACUAUGCUUAUGUUUACUCGAGAACAAGACAAGAAGGUCACUGGAGUUUUGACCUGGCACUCGGUCCAUGGUACAAGCCUUCACAUGAACAACACUCUUGUCUCGGGUGACAAUAAAGGCGUCAGCGCAUAUCUGCUCGAAAAGGCUGUCCAGGGCACUGAAGGAGCUGCGGAUGAUUUCGUCGCGGGAUUCUCACAGGCUGCUGUUGCAGAUACAACUCCCAAUGUUGAAGGUGCCUGGUGCGAAGAUGGUUCAGGAAAGCAAUGCGAUUUCAAGGAUUCAACAUGCGGUGGUAAAACAGAAACCUGCCACGGUCGAGGCCCCUUUUGGGGAUUAGAUGACGGUGGUACUAAAUCUUGCUGGGAGAUUGGUCGAAGAGUCUUUGAUCAAGCGAUUAAACUCUAUGAUCAGAUGAAAGAUGGGAGUGGCGAUGCGGUGUCCGGAAACAGUGUUUUGGGUUACCACUCAUUCCACGACAUGUCCGACUACACUUUCACACUCCCUAAUGGAAAGUCAGCCAAGACAUGCUCAGCAGCAUUUGGCUACUCAUUUGCAGCUGGAACAACUGAUGGUCCUGGAUACUUUGACUUCAAGCAGGGAGACUCUGGAUCACCAGAUGCUAGCCCACUUUGGGCCAUAGUAUCCAAGUUUCUACGCAAUCCUACCAAAGAGCAAGUCGCAUGCCAGUCACCAAAGCCAAUUCUUAUUGACGCCGGCGAGAUCACUUUGCCUUAUGCUUGGGCUCCCAAUAUCGUUGACGUUCAAAUGUUGCGUGUUGGUAACUUCUUCAUCAUCGUUUCUGCACCUGAACUCACAACCAUGUCUUCACGACGCUGGCGUGAGAGUAUCAGUAACGAGAUUGAAGGUAGAGGCGGCCUUGGAAAUGGAGUCAAGCCUGUGGUUGUAGCUGGUGGGCCCGGUAAUACCUACGCCCAUUAUGUUACGACGCCCGAAGAGUAUGAUGCACAGCGCUAUGAAGGUGCAUCUACAGUCCACGGAAGACACAGUCUCGAUGCUUACAUCAACUUAACCUCGACGUAUCUUGGUUAUCUCCUCGGGGAAGACGGUGCUAAGAAGCCUCCAACAGGUCCAGCGGCCCCAGAUAACCGCAAGAACUCGCUCUCUCUCGUCACCGGUGUUGUCUACGAUAACCCCAAGUCCGGUACUAAAUUCGGUGACAUCGUCAAGGAUGUAGCCAAGUCAAAGUUCAACAUUGGAGAGACCAUCACUGCUACAUUCGUGGGUGCCAAUCCACGUAACAACUUGCACCUCGAAUCUACCUAUGCAGCCGUUGAGAAAAAGGACGGCACCAAGUGGACUCAAGUUCGAUCGGAUGAGGAUUGGGAUCUUGUCUUUGAAUGGAAGAGACUUGAUGGUCUCCUUGGAUCUAGUGAAGUUCAGAUUUCUUGGGAAACAGGUUGGAAGGAUGCUAAAGAUGUUCAAGCUGGAACUUACAGAUUAAGUUAUACUGGAGACAGCAAGCAGCCUCUCACUGGACGCAUUGUUGGGUUUACUGGAAAGAGUGGUGAAUUUGAAAUUGCCUAG
Molecule: messenger RNA, 2244 nt
Organism: Fusarium poae
Lineage: Eukaryota; Fungi; Ascomycota; Sordariomycetes; Hypocreales; Nectriaceae
Exons: 1
Coding region: 1-2244 (747 amino acids)
Biological process (GO): long-chain fatty acid biosynthetic process; ceramide catabolic process; sphingosine biosynthetic process
Cellular component (GO): extracellular region
Molecular function (GO): N-acylsphingosine amidohydrolase activity
Source: RefSeq, a predicted model, not a curated record